AUGUGGCCCCCAGACCCGGAGCCCGACCCAGACCGCGAGCCCGCUGGCCGCUCCCAGCCCCGCGCGGCCCUUCCCGGGUUCCGCUCCCUCCUGCCGGCGCGCGCCUUCCUCUGCUCGCUCAAAGGCCGCCUCCUGCUGGCGGAGACGGGUCUCUCCUUCAUCACCUUCGUCUGCUAUGUGGCAUCCUCAGCAUCCGCCUUCCUCACGGCGCCCCUGCUGGAGUUCCUGCUGGCCCUCUGCUUCCUCUUUGCUGAUGCCAUGCAGCUGAACGACAAGUGGCAGGGCUUGUGCUGGCCCAUGAUGGACUUCCUACGCUGUGUCACAGCGGCCCUCAUCUACUUUGCCAUCUCCAUCACAGCUGUGGCCAAAUACUCGGACGGAGCUUCCAAAGCAGCCGGAGUGUUUGGCUUCUUUGCCACCAUCGUGUUUGCAAUUGACUUCUACCUGAUCUUUAACGAUGUGGCCAAAUUCCUCAAACAAGGGGACUCCGCAGAUGAGACAGCAGCUGACAAGGCGGAAGAAGAGAAUUCCGGCUCUGACUCCGACUGA
Molecule: messenger RNA, 549 nt
Organism: Lipotes vexillifer (Yangtze River dolphin)
Lineage: Eukaryota; Metazoa; Chordata; Mammalia; Artiodactyla; Lipotidae
Gene: CMTM3
Product: CKLF like MARVEL transmembrane domain containing 3
Exons: 5
Coding region: 1-549 (182 amino acids)
Cellular component (GO): membrane
Source: RefSeq, a predicted model, not a curated record